AUGUCUAACGUAUUAGCUUCUUCUUCACUUUUUAAACUUGCACUUGUUCAAAUAGGUGCAGGCUUUGAUAAAUCUAAAAAUUUAUCUCAUGCUAAAGCAAAAAUUCUCGAAGCUGCUAAAAAUGGAGCUCAAGUUGUUGUUUUGCCUGAAUGUUUUAAUUCUCCCUACGGCACUAAAUAUUUUCCUGAAUAUGCUGAGAAUUUAGAAGGAGGGGAAUCAGUAAAAAUGUUGUCAGAUGCUGCUAAGGAAGGAAAUGUAUACCUUAUUGGUGGAUCUAUUCCUGAAAAGGAGGAAUCCACAGGUAAAAUAUAUAAUACUUUGACAGCUUAUGAUCCUUUUGGAAAAAUGAUUGCAAAGCACCGCAAAGUUCAUCUUUUUGAUAUUGAUAUUACUGGCCAGAUAAGAUUUAAAGAAAGUGAUGUUUUAUCAGAAGGAGAUUGGUUAACUCAUAUAGAAACAAAAUACGGUAAACUUGGUGUCGGUAUUUGCUAUGAUAUGAGGUUCCCAGAAAUGGCUAUGAUCGCUGCUCGUAAAGGUUGCUUAGCAAUGAUUUAUCCUGGUGCAUUUAAUAUGACAACAGGACCACUACACUGGGAAUUAUUACAACGUGCAAGAGCUGUUGAUAAUCAAAUGUAUGUUGCUGCUUGUGGACCAGCAAGAGAUGUAAAUGCAGACUAUGUUGCAUGGGGACAUUCAACUAUUGUAGAUCCAAAAGGGGAAGUGAUAGCUACUUGUGAUGAAAAAGAGACAAUUAUUUAUGCUGAUAUUGAUCCUGCUAACGUUCAGACUUAUCGUAAAUAUUUACCUCUUUAUGAUCAACGUAGAUUUGAUAUUUACGGUGAUGUUGCAGAAACGGUGGUUGUUCAUAAAGACGGUACUGUUACAAAGAAGGUGUAA
This is a messenger RNA of Cokeromyces recurvatus, 897 nucleotides long. RefSeq names its product carbon-nitrogen hydrolase. NCBI's taxonomy places the organism in Eukaryota, Fungi, Mucoromycota, Mucoromycetes, Mucorales, Mucoraceae. Gene Ontology annotation, biological process: L-glutamine metabolic process; oxaloacetate metabolic process. The coding region runs from base 1 to 897 and encodes 298 amino acids. Gene Ontology annotation, molecular function: omega-amidase activity. The record is from RefSeq and is a predicted model, not a curated record. The transcript has 9 exons. Gene Ontology annotation, cellular component: mitochondrion.